UCACAAUAAAUAGCCAAUCAAAUGCUACGGUCUGUUACUGGCGGGAAAUCUGACAAAUAACAGGGAUUGACGUAUUACCCCCUGUAGACCAAUCAGUGACUUACACAUCGUCUGCCUCUACCCAUUUCUUUCUAUGCAAUACCAAAUUCCAUCACCAGCGAUCAACGAUACCAUUCGCGUCAUCUACGUUGUGGUGUUAAGAAGUCUCUGCAAAAUGGCGAAACACAACUCUGUUUUUGAGUUAUUUUACAUAUUGUCAUUGGUGUUCCAAAGAAAUAUCUUGAUUGUCUCCGGAUUUGGAACUUCAUCUUAUACAGGUGAACAUACAUUUUAUGCAGCUGAAAAUCUUAAACUACAAGGGUUUGCAUAUGCGACCAAAACUGUGCGCUCUCGUGUCAUAUGCGGACGGGAAUGCAGCAUGGAUGAACGUUGCAAGUCGUUUAAUUUUAACGGAUUCAAUAAAAUGUGCGAGCUGAACCUUGCCACAAGACGAGAGCAUCCCGAAGACUUCAAUACAACUCAAAGGAGCGUAUACUUCGAUACAGACGAAGACACACAUCUGUACUCACUGACUGAUAGCUCCUUGGAUCGCUACAGAAGUUGCAAGAUGCUCUUAGAUGCCGGUUAUAACUCAAGCGGUAUCUACACAAUCUACCCAGAGGGAUUCGGUAAUGGGAGUCUUCGUGUCUACUGUGACAUGGAAACCGACGGCGGAGGAUGGAUCGUGUUUCAGAGGCGACAAGAUGGCAGUGUGGACUUCUACCGUAACUGGAUCGAGUACCAGUCUGGCUUUGGCGAUCUGUCCGGUGAGUUCUGGUUGGGCAACGACAACUUGGUGACUCUGACGUCUAAUGAUUCACGUGGAACAUGGGAGCUACGAGUUGAUUUAGAGGACUGGGAGAACAACACGGCAUGGGCAAAGUACUCAGAUUUCAAAAUAUCCCCGGGUGAGUACAAUCUGAAUAUUGGCCAAUACGAUGCCAGCAGCACUGCCGGGGUUGACUCUCUUAGUCAUCACAGAGGAAGCCCCUUCUCAACAAAGGAUCGUGACAAUGAUGCGGGGCAGUCAAAUUGUGCACAAUCCGCCCAUGGAGCCUGGUGGUUUAAUAAUUGUUUGCUCUCCAACUUGAAUGGUCGAUAUUAUCCAGAUGAGCAUGCAGCUGGUGAUAGGGGCGUGCAUUGGUAUUACUGGAAAGGCCCUCUCUAUUCUCUGAAAACCUGUCACAUACAAAUUCGUAUCAUGGGACUAUGAAUACCUUUUUGUGACGUAAGGGGCUGAUUGUAAACUUAAAAGCGGAUGGUUUGCGAAAGGCUUAAGCCCUCCAAAGAUGGACAGAAGAAAUGUCCAAAGUGAUGGAGCCAACCGGGGUGCGAAUGUUCAAUCCCUGCCCGGCCUUCCUAACGAAUAGAUAGGUUAAACUACGUGGUUAGAAAAUUGAUUUAUGGAUGCAUGGUACACCAUCUUUCUACCUUGGGCACUCUCGACAAUAGGUGGCGCUCUUCAUUUUGGCACAUUAUUGCCACAGACAUAUUGCCGACGGGCAGUAAAAACACACUCUUGAAAAAAAUGACACUCUUCAGAAAAUACUGGUGAGGGGAGAAAUAUACCCUCACCCCCGGAUGCUACGCCAUUGAUGUAUGUUUGUGAUCAUGUCUAAUCGUCUUUUUUCAACUUUGGAUACCGCACCACUAAACAAUCUAUCACUUCGCUAUAUUGUAGUUUUUGCUUGGUAACGCCAAUAUUUAUUUUUAAACAAUUAUCAUAAACACCCCCUUAGCCCCCUCCCACAUUUCUAUAAUGUCGAAGGAGGAAAAGGAGAGAAGGUCAGGACACUCUUAAAAUAAUAUUAAUAUAAAAAUACAAUUUUUUCUCUUGGGAAACACUUGUGCUCAUCUGUAUAUAUAAAAACUGAAUGGAACCAUGUCGCCAGAAACGCGUAGUAAUUUUGGAAUUUCGAAACCGAGCAAAUUUGCCUUCUCGAAGUCUGAGAGGAAGGGAUGAGCACCGCCCUCAACUGGGAUUGGGCAUACUUCCAUCAGUUACGCAGGUCUCUCAUUUUGACAGAAAAAUUGCUACAAAAUGUAUGUCAAUAGUUCGCUCUUGAAAGACUCCCACUUUGUAAGUGGUAGAAUUGGCUGCUUUUAAAUACUUAAUGUAACUCUGCUCAAUUUCCGGGGUUUUUUUUCAAAUGCCAUUUUUUUUUCUAGAAAUACAAAAGUAAUUGAAGAAAUCGAAUGCAAGCACCGACAUCGAAUAAAACGACGGGCUAACGUAUAAUCGGGAAAUAAUUUAUUGUCAAAUUAAGAAUUAUUUGCGCCGUGACAACAAUUCAUCUGUCACAGGGGAGACUGGUUUCCACCUCUAUCAGAACCAGUGUACUUGCACAGCAGAUCUGCUGGUUUUAAAAAAGGGGGAAUUUCAGGGUUGUGUGACGCCCUCAAAAGCGACAAAAUGAAGGUGAAUUUAAGUUUGCGGGCACAUUAUUAUAUUUAAUACCUUAAAUUAAAACAAAUUGAUUAAACGUGAAAUUUACUUUGUCGCAUCUUUUAUUGAUAAAUGGCAGCCAGAACCUGCACAUUAUAAAACCAUCUAGUGUUCACAAACUGAAAAAGACAUAAAUCCAAAUAUUUUUGAGUCUUGAUGCUGGAGAAACGAACA
Molecule: messenger RNA, 2659 nt
Organism: Patiria miniata (bat star)
Lineage: Eukaryota; Metazoa; Echinodermata; Asteroidea; Valvatida; Asterinidae
Product: microfibril-associated glycoprotein 4-like
Exons: 1
Coding region: 134-1252 (372 amino acids)
Source: RefSeq, a predicted model, not a curated record